Messenger RNA from Bombyx mandarina (wild silkworm), 3185 nucleotides. It is a transcript of the gene Ubqn, whose product is annotated as ubiquilin. Gene Ontology annotation, cellular component: cytosol. Gene Ontology annotation, biological process: ubiquitin-dependent protein catabolic process. The record is from RefSeq and is a predicted model, not a curated record. Lineage: Eukaryota; Metazoa; Arthropoda; Insecta; Lepidoptera; Bombycidae. Gene Ontology annotation, molecular function: polyubiquitin modification-dependent protein binding.
CAUAGACAAUACACAAGUCAACGCUAUUCGUCAAUUUGUCUUUCUCGUAUAAAUUUUACUUUUCCGCCAAAGUACAUAGUCAUUCUAGAAUUGCCAAAAUGGCAGAGGGACAAGACGACCCUAAAAAAAUUACGAUCACAGUUAAAACCCCGAAAGAGAAGCAGCAAGUUGAAAUUGAGGAAGAUGCCGAUAUCAAAAGACUCAAAGAAGUGUUGUCUUCAAAAUUCAGUACAGAACCAGAACAAUUAUGUCUUAUUUUCGCCGGGAAAAUCAUGAAUGAUGCCGAUACCCUGAAGCAACACAACAUCAAAGAUGGGUUGACAGUGCAUCUAGUGAUUAAAGCUCCUCCAAGACCAGAACCGGAGGGUGCGGCUCGUAGACCCCCAGCUGACGUCAGUGCUACACCAUUUGGUUUAAACUCGCUGGGUGGGCUGGCGGGUCUUGAAAGCUUGGGCCUUGGUCAGAGUACUUUUAUGGAUCUCCAGGCUAGAAUGCAACAGGAACUUCUGUCCAACCCUGAUAUGCUCAGACAAGUCUUAGACAAUCCAUUGGUGCAGCAGAUGAUGAAUGAUCCUGAGAAUAUGCGCAGCCUUAUCACCUCCAACCCACAAAUGCAAGAUCUCAUGUCUAGAAAUCCAGAAAUCAGUCAUAUGUUAAACAAUCCUGAAUUAUUACGUCAAACUAUGGAGUUGGCUCGCAACCCCGCUAUGCUGCAAGAGUUGAUGCGCUCACACGACCGCGCCCUCUCCAAUCUCGAAAGUAUACCAGGUGGUUACAAUGCGCUCCAAAGAAUGUACAGGGACAUACAGGAACCUAUGCUCAAUGUGGCCAGUAGCAUGGCAGGGAAUCCUUUCUCUGGACUCGUAGACAAUUCUGACGGCACAAACCCGCAGCAAGGAUCUGAGAACAGGCAGCCGCUACCCAACCCGUGGCAGCGUGGUGGAGGAGGAGGCGGCGGCGGAGCCUCCCAGGGCAGUGCCUCUGCGGCCGGCUCGGGCUCCGGUCCCGGCCUCAUUAAUACACCCGGCAUGCAAUCUCUUCUGCAACAGAUGUCAGAAAAUCCUCGCCUUGUCCAGUCUAUGCUCUCUGCGCCAUACACCAACUCCAUGUUACAGGCCCUUAGUGCUGACCCCGAAAUGGCAUCUCAACUAAUUAAUCAGAACCCAAUGUUCGCCAACAAUCCGCAACUUCAAGACCAAAUCCGCACAAUGAUGCCGCAACUUCUCGCUCAGCUACAGAACCCUGAAAUGCAACAGAUGAUGUCUAAUCCGCAGGCGUUGAAUGCUCUGCUACAAAUACAACAAGGCAUGGAACAGUUGCGUACAGCGGCGCCCAGCCUUGUCAACAACUUGGGCAUGGGCGUGGGCGCCGCCGCCGCCACGCCGCCGGCCCAACCGCCCAGCGCUGCCCAGAACCCCGCCCAGGCACGACAACAAAACAAUUCUGAACUCUUCACGCAGUUUAUGCAACGGAUGAUGUCGGCCAUGUCGAACAACCAGACGAACACACAGCAGCCCCCUGAGCAACGUUAUUCCCAACAAUUGGAGCAACUGGCUGCCAUGGGCUUCCUGAAUAGGGAGGCCAAUUUACAAGCUCUAAUCGCGACAUUUGGGGAUGUAAACGCGGCGGUGGAGAGGCUACUGGCGCUUGGUCAGCUCUCCAUGAGCUAACACUACCGCGCCCUGUCAGCGAUAAAGCGAUAACGUUUGUUUCAUCCUAUAACGCCACUGUCUUUUACAAAUAUUGCAUUUAGAUGUUGAUCAUUCAGUUUUUUGCAUUAUCAUUUUAAUACAUAUAUUUUUGACACCUAAAAAUUGUAGAAUAAAACAAUAAUUUUUUUUGUUAAAGUUCUCAGACUUUUACACCUAUGGUCACAUUAUUUAACGUUAAAAUUUAAAUAAUUUCUAAUUCGUCAUCAAUUUCUUAGCGUUAAAAUAGUCCAGGCAGAUGUCCAAAUUUACAUUCCUUCUCUGAUGCAACAUUUUUAAUGUAUGAUUGCUUUAGUAUAACGUGUUUGAAAAGACAGCGGUCAUGAAAAAGUUUAUAUUAAAAUAUAAUGGUUUUGGGGGAAACGUUUUUAUGAAAUAUUUGCCCUUUUUGCUUCAUAAUACAAAUUUUAAUUUAAUUUCAUUUAUUCCAAACUAGUACCCAAAUUGAUUGAUAGUAGUUAAAAAUUGUGGUAUGUUACUGUAGUAAUUAGACUUAAUAAAGGUAAAAGGUGUCUUUAUUUAAUUUUUAUUCAUUCCUUUGGUAGUAAACAAUUCGGAAGUUUUUGUUUACAAGUCACUCAUUACUCACUGAUUUUACAUAGCGAUGAUAUAAAAUCAAUAUUUUGUACACUACAACUGUAUUUGUAUAGAAAUUUAUUUCUAUUUCUAUUAAUUAGUUUAAUUAUUUUCUUUGUUACAUUAUUUUAAUAACUCGGACGUUUUAGUAGAUUUGCGUUAUGAAACGUCAAAUUAAGAAUAAGUUUAUGUAAAUAGUUUGCUUUUCCACUGAAAAAUCUUUUGCACUACCAUGCAUAUGGUAUUAUAAAAACUACAUAGCAUUUUAUAGAAUAAACUUAGUAAACUGUAUGUAUGAUGAAGUUAUAGAUAGUUGUUACACAACAAUCAGCUAGAAUAUCUUAGCAAUUGUAUCUUCUCAGCAAUAUAAUAUUAACAAAUUGCAAUAAAUUAUAUAAACUGUCAAAAACUGUGUACCAAUUAACUAAUUAAAUUAUAAAUUCAUAAGUGACUGGAGAGGUUAGGCUUUGUUUUAUUUUAAAAUUUCUUUAAAAAUAUUUUAAUAUUUAUGAUCAGAAACAUUCAUAAUAUGAUAAAAUUUCGCUUGUAGUGUACUUUGUAGCGAAUUGAUUUUCAAUUGUACAAGUCUGAAGAAUUAACUUCGUUUCUUUGUUAAAAUAAAACACCAAUAAUAAUUAUUCAGAAAUAAAAAGUUUCUCAUACUUUCCCUACACGUAAAAGUCCUUAUUUUAUAAUAAAAAAAUCAAUAGAAAAGUAAAUUAACGAUAUUUCUAAAUCUGUCCACCAGUAUCGCCAAUGUAAUAGAAAUGUACUGUGUGAUGUAUCCUAGACUGCUAGAAAUGUCUUGAUUUGAAUGAAUCUGGGUGUAACGUAAUUGUGACAUAAUGCAACUAUUAUAAAUAAAUACAAAAAGGAAUCCGUGUUUCAUUUCACAUAUUA